Messenger RNA from Closterium sp. NIES-67, 1509 nucleotides. NCBI's taxonomy places the organism in Eukaryota, Viridiplantae, Streptophyta, Zygnematophyceae, Desmidiales, Closteriaceae. The record is from the annotation of a GenBank genome assembly.
GAGGGGAAACGGCAGGCAGGAAUGUGGGACGUGGCAAGGGCAGUAGAGAGGAAGGGAGGGCGAUGGAGAGUAUGAGAAAGAGGGACCGUGGGGCAAAGGAGAGUGGGAAAAGGGCGAAGGGCACCCAGAUUAUACAACGUGACGUACAACCUACGCCAGCACAGCCCUCCCCAGCUCUACCUCCCCCAAUAGAGGGCCCUCUUGGUCUGUGCAUUGUUCUGGCGCUCCCUGCUCUAGAUUUGGUUCUAGGGAAGGGAGGGAAGGUUGAGGAGGAACCUGGGAGAAGUGCAGAUGAGGAACGGGUAGGGGUUCGUGAUGGCGAGAAUCUGGAUGGAUCAGCGGUGGAAGAGGCGCCAGAGUGCGGCUGUAGGGAACAGGGGGAGAAAGGGGAGGAGAGAGAGGAGGAGAAAGUGGAGGAAAAAGAGGAGGAGAAAGAGGAGGAGAAAUUGCAGGAAAGAGAAGAGGAGAGAGAGGAGGAGAUAGAGGAGAGAGAAGAGGAGAGAGAAGAGGAGAGAGAGGAGGAGAAAGAGGAGGAGAAAGAGGAGGAGAGAGGAGAGGAGAAAGAGGAGGGGGAAAAAAAGGGAGCUGACGUUGAAGAAACGGGAAUGGACGAGAGCGAUAAGGCAGCAGUGGGGGAGGGGAGAGAUGGCAGCGAGGAUGUGGUUGAGCACGGUUCCCUGCGGUCAUAUUCACCUGUUGAAGUGGUGCCAGGAGAGGUAGAGGUGGACACGGACGGAGAGGUCAACGCACAGGCAGGGGAGAGGGCAGCUAGUACUGGGGUGAAGGAGAGACUUAGGUUGCGAGAAGCGAGACCAGAGGCAGCAGUAUCAGGUGAAGCAGCCGCAGAAGAAGGAGCAGAAGCGGCAGAAGGGGCAGGUAGAGAGGCAGAUGUGGUGGAGGUAGAAACAGAGCCACCUAGUACUCGGGUCCAGGAACUUGGAUUGCGAGGAGUCACAGAGGCAGCGGAAGCAUCAGCAUCAGAAGCAGCAGAGCAGCAGAAGCAGAAGCAGCAGAAGCAGAAGCAGCAGAAGCAGAAGCAGAAGCAGCAGACCCAGAAGCAGCAGAAGCAGAAGCAGAAGCAGCAGACUCAGAAGCAGCAGAAGCAGAAGCAGAAGCAGCAGAAGCAGCAGAAGGGGCUGGUGGGGAAGCAGACGUGGUGGAAGUAGGCUCGGCAACAGAGGAAACUGGGUUGAAGGAAGUUGGGGGGAUGGCAGCAACAGAGGAAGAGGUGCAGGAAGUGGAAAUGGAACCACACAGACCAAAACCAGCAGGAACUCGGACGGGGGAACUUGCGUUUGAAGCACUAGGAACAGAGGCAGCAGAAGCAGAAUCAGAAGCAGAAGCAGAAGCAGCAGCAGCAGCAGCAGAAGCAGAAGCAGAAGCAGAAACAGCAGCAGCAGCAGAAGCAGCAGCAGAAGCAGCAGAAGCAGCAGGUGGGGACGAUGCCGGUGGCGUGGUAGUAGAGAGAGCGAGGAAGAGGAGGAGAGUGCGGCCCAUGAUGAGACGAGU